AUGGAAAAAGACAUAAAAUCACGUUUGAUUGAAUCAGUCUGUUCGAUAAAAAAGAAAAUUAAAAAUAUGAAAAAAGAUGAAGAACUGACUAAUUUAUCAGUAAACAAAAUUUUAAGACCUGUUGUUGAGCCGUUGCAUUCACUCCUUAAAAUUGAUAAACAUAUUCAAAAUACAAUAUCGCAAAAAGAGGAUGCUUCUAAAUAUGUAGGAAAUGCAAGUUCAGAUCAUGAAAAUUUAUAUAAAACUUCAGCUAGUUUAGAUGAAAUGGAUCCACCAAAUGUGUCUGAAACUUCUAAAAAUGAUGAUAUUAUUAAAAGUCCAACUAUGAUAAAUAAAGUUUUAGAGAGGUCGUUAAAAAAGAAUGAAAUUGCAGAUAUUUAUGACAGCUUAAAUGUACCAUUUGGCGUACGCAGCGUAGGUAGAGAUUUAUUCAUGGGGAAUUCAAAAGUCAAAUUAUCCACCCUAGUUAAUCCCAGCAAUAAUGAAAAAACUAAUUUGAUAAAUAUUGAAAAUAAGCAAUAUGAACUGUCAUCCGGUUUAAGAGAAUUAUUAUUUUGUAAAAAACCUAAUUUAACAUUAGUCACAGACAAAGAUCAGCUAAUAUAUAAGGAUAUGUUGUAUAAUACAUGUGCUCAUAGACGAGAUUACAAUCCGCAGGGACAAAUAAGAGGUGACAAAAGUAUAAAAUAUCGUGACAUUAUAAAACCUUUAUUUAAUGAAACUGAGCUAGAAAAUAAUCAAAAGUUUGGUUCUGUAAGAAAUAUAGAUGAAAAUAAUAACAUAUUUUCUUACGGUAAUGACGGUAAAAUAUUGCAUAUACCAUAUGGUAAUUACGAUUUGUAUGAUAUACUUGCAUAUUUAGAAAAAAAUUUAAAAGAUUGUGAGAUUAAAAUUCAACCCAAUAAUAAUACCUUAAAAUGUUCCAUAUAUUGCUCUGAAACACUUAACUUUAAUGUUAAAAACAGUUUAGGACCUGUCCUUGGUUUUCGUAAUAUAAAAUUAGAUGCAAACAAAUGGCAUGAAUCCGAAAAUCCAGUCAGAAUUCUACCGUUGUCUCUUAUAAGAAUCGAGUGUGAUCUUGUUAAAGAAUCAUUUGUUAACGGCUUACCAUCGCAUGUACUAUACGAAUUUGUGCCUGAUAUACCGCCUGGUUAUCGAUACAUAGAGGUACCUAAAAAUAUAAUUUAUUUACCAAUAAACAAAAAAAACAUAACAUCUAUAGCUAUAAAAGUUGUUGAUGAAGACGAAUUUGCGGUUGCAUAUGAUAAUAGAAUUCAAGUUCUGCUUUAUAAGCAACCGUACCCAUUCUAUGAUUUGACACCAACGGAACGAAGACAAGUAAGCUGGAUUGAAAGAAAUAGAGGAAUAUUUUGGAAAGAAGGUCAUAUACCCUAUUCAAAUCAUAAGGAUCAUAUUAUACCAAUUUUAGCUAUUAAAAAAAUUUACACUAAAGGUCUUGAAAAAAUGUCUUGGAUUAAAGAAAUAUCCAAAAAUAAUAAUGUUUUUAAUUUAGAAGAUCAAACUUGUCCUAAUUUAGUUAGUUUAUAUGAUAAGUAUACUUUGGAUGAAGACCAAAUUAUUGAAUUUUUGAAUGCAUCGGAUGGAGACUUUAGUGCUGAUUCGGAUAAUGAUCAAUCAUAUCACACAAACGUAGAGAGAAAUCGACAAAAUAGGUUAAAUUCCAGUAGUUCUGAUUCAGACAAUGACAAUGAAGCCCUAUCUGAUCAUUUUGAUCGCAUAUCAUCUCCAGUACGGUCUUUUGCUGGUAAUAUGACAGAAUGCAGAGCUAGCCGAAGAGCAACACAGCGGGUUUCACGAACAGUAGUAAGAGGACGCGCAAGAAACAGAAGGGCAAUAGGUAGAGAAGUAAGAGUACAGGAAACACGUGAAUCAGAAGGAGAAUCAUCUACUUUACCAGAUCUUAAUCCAUCCGUGACACAUUUACACAGUCCAAAUUACAUUUGUAGAGAAUUAGAAGAGUGGGAAUGGUUUCAGUUUUUAGAUGAUUAUUUAGAUGACGAAAUUUUUGAUCAAAUGGUUAGGGCAACAAAUCAAACUUCUGUUUUACUUACUCAAAAAAAUAUAGGAUUAACAAUUCGUGAGCUUAAAGAAAAAAAUGAGAAUCUGUCAAUUGAUGAAAUGAUUGUGCCGUUUUCAGGACAUUGUGGUAUAAGACAAUAUUGUCCCAAUAAACCUAAUCCUGUGGGCUUAAAAAUAUUUGUCUUCGCAAAUCCAGGUGGCCUUAUUUGCGAUAUGAUCGUAUAUCAAGAUUCGGACGAUAGCUCUGAAGGACGGACUCUCCGAAUAAUGGAAAAGUAUUCUCCUCUUUUGAGAAGAGCCUCACCAGUUCUUGUUACUAACAACAAUAAUAUUUUUAUUCCUGAGUCACCUUCACCAACCAAUAUAUUAGAAGAUAUUUCGUCACACCCACCCAUUUUUAAUCCUACUCCUCCACAUCAUUCUCCUAGCAUCUUAGACCAACCCAACAUGCCCGAAAAUGUUUCGAUUGAACAGCCAGAAGCUCGCCGAAUAAUGGAAAAGUAUUCUCCCCUUUUGAGAAGAGCUUCACCAGUUCUUGUUACUAACAACAAUAAUAUUUUUAUUCCUGAGUCACCUUCACCAACUAAUAUAUUAGAAGAUAUUUCGUCACACCCACCCAUUUUAAAUCCUACUCCUCCACAUCAUUCUCCUAGCAUCUUAGACCAACCCAACAUACCCGAAAAUGUUUCGAUUGAACAGCCAGAAGCUUUUGACGUGAUUGAAGAGCCAGAAAGAAACCAACGUAGAAUUCGUAGUAAAAGAUCAGCUCCUGAGACCUGGAAACAAAAUGUGCGAAAGUCCUUAAAGCAAUCUGGAAAAGAAUAUAUUUCUAUGAGAGGUAAGAGAGUGGAUGCUCGAAAAGUAAGACCUAAAGAUUGCAGUAGUUGCCCCAGAAAGUGUAAUCAAUCAUUUAACGAAGAUUCAAGGAGUAUUAUUCAUAAAGCCUACUGGAACUUACAAGAUUCAGAAAAACAAAAACAGUAUGAAUAUACGUUGGUGGAUGAAGUGGAAACAAAAGUUAAAACUUCUGGUGAAAAUUCCAGGCGAAAUAAGACGCGACAGUUUUUCUUUUACAAAGACGGUAGAAAAGUCCAAGUAUGUCAAGGUUUUUUUCUUACAACGCUUGAUAUAUCAGAAGGAUUCUUAAGGAAUGUGUUAAAGAAAAGGGAUGAAACACGCAUUGUUGCCCCAAGCAUGCGGGGCAAUUGUGAUCAUAUUUAUUUUAAAUAUAAUAAAAGUGACACUGAUUUUAAGAAAUUUAAAGUUAUACGUCGAGCGACAAGGGGUGCCACAAACUAUGAUUCAAUUACAUUGAUUAGAGCUUAUGAUUCGCCGAUGAAAAUAUCGCCUGAGAAGUUUCACGAUUUGAAAAGCCUAUGUGAACAAGGUAUUAUACCAUCACAGUACCAUACUUUUUAUGAGCAGUUGAACAAUGGCAGGAACCAAGAAACCGAUUCAGAAUCUUCUGAA
Messenger RNA from Brenthis ino (lesser marbled fritillary), 3510 nucleotides. The record is from the annotation of a GenBank genome assembly. Lineage: Eukaryota; Metazoa; Arthropoda; Insecta; Lepidoptera; Nymphalidae.